AUGAUCUCCUGGGACGACUUCACCGAGUUCGACCCUGCCGACAAAGUCCAUCCAAGCAACAACGAUCCAUUGGGCAUUCGGAGGGAACCGAGAUUCGGCGUAUCGGCUGAUGUGUAUCAUCGAUUCGCCUAUUCGAAAUUGGAUGAACAUCAACGACAACUUGUCAAUCAACAUUUACAAUUUAGACAAAGGGCUCGACUACGCAAAAUGGCUAAGCUAUUCGCCAGACAACCACCCAUCCGCUUUCUCCUCGAGGGCCGCUACGCUUGCAUCUCCAUCAGCAUCGAAAAAGAGAGACAGGGAACGCUCGGAAUUCCGAGGAUGUUCAUUACGAUCAAGCCGGCAAUGACGAGGGACGAUAUUGAUGACGUGACGAUUGACCUCAAUCUACCGCCUCAACCCCAUAAUCAUUCCCGCAGCCCACAGAGCGUCGAUAUCACCAUCAACUGUCCCGGAAUUGCCAUCGCGGAUCGAAAGACUUGGCGAACGCCUGGAUUCGACCCCUCCUACCUUUGUAUUCUUCCCGGCAGCCCGGGAGCCUUGGGAAGGUUCGGCCGAAAAGGAGCGACGAAUUGGAGGAUUCUGGAGGGAGUCACGAAAUGGAUGAUGGGCAGACGGCUGAAUAUACAAAUCGAUCAAGAAUUAGCCGAAACCCAAAGCCCUUUACCGGACGGGCUGAAGGACCUUCGACUUUUCCGACGGCAAAACUUUGCAAUCUGCCCCGUAUUUGGAGACAGGGCCCGUGUGAAGACGAGCAGUCUCGAGCUGGAUUAUUGGCUUCUAUCGGGCACAUGUCCCGAUCAGGCAAUUGUCAUAGCAAUGAAACGGACGGCCGAGGAAUAUCUCAACGUCUACAAGGAUGCGUUUGAUAAGCUGAUCAACACCCAGUUUCUCCGCUUCACGCAAUGCUAUUCGGCAGUGAAUGAUUGUCUCGAAUCCGUUUCAAUUAUUCCACAACUCGUCCAUCAUAUUCUUCAAUCUCCUCUCCCAUCAACCCCUGACCGUCGUCGUCUCGUCAUUAUUGAUACACAGAUUAGCGCCAAUCCACUGCCACAGGAGAAAAUGGAUGGAGUGAAGAUGGAAAUGGAGAGAAUGAUGGAAGGAUUGAUGGAGGAGAUGGACAACAGAGGAUAUCCAGAUGUACAGAUUCACACCCUCGAUGAAGAUCUACCGCCUCGUAAAUCGUCCUGGUUCGGGCAAUUCUUCCCAACUGGCAUCCAACUAAUCAUUUCACAACAAUACCAAGCAUCUCUUUCUUCUCAAUCCAUAUCUACAACAACUCUAAUCAGCCAUCAGCUUCCCUCGGCCAUCGGAUAUCGGGCGCUACCGAUUACGGCAUGUAAUGUCCGGCGAAUUCGACGACGAUUCCCCGCCCACCAACAAUCGAUUACGCCA
Mesorhabditis spiculigera is the source of this 1395-nucleotide messenger RNA. Lineage: Eukaryota; Metazoa; Nematoda; Chromadorea; Rhabditida; Rhabditidae. The record is from the annotation of a GenBank genome assembly.